AUGGGAGUAAAAGGAUUAUGGUCUAUAGUUGCACCUAUAGGGGUUCGUGUUAAUCCUGAAAUAUUUACAGGAAAGAGAAUAGCAAUUGAUGUAAGUAUAUGGUUAUAUGAAUUAAUAUAUGGAAAUAAUUUAAAAAGCUCAAGAAAUAAUAAUCUUGACGAUUUAGGAAUGUUUAAUGAUUUAUGGCUUGAUUUUAGUGAAAAUAAUAGUGAUUUAAAAUUAAGUAAUUUAAAAAAAGGGCAUAUAUAUUUUUUUUUUUUAAGAAUUUGUAAAUUACUAUAUUAUAAUAUAAGACCGAUUUUUAUUUUUGAUGGUAUUCCUCCUGAAUUAAAAAAGAGAACCAUAUUUCAAAGAAAUUUAAAAAGAAAAAAUAAUGAAGAAAAAGUUAAGAAAACAGCAGAAAAAUUAAUAUAUAAUUACUAUAAUAAAUGUUUAUUAAAAUUUUUAAAAAAAAAGAAAGAAAAGAAAAAUGGUAUAAAAUUGUUAGAACAAAAGAAAGAACUUUCAAAUGGAAAAGACAACGAUAAUAAUCCUGAUUUAGUGGAAAAUGGAAAAGACAAAAAAGAAAAUACAGAUUCUUUGAAUUAUGAAUUAGAUAAAUUAGGUAUAAAUAAUUUAAUAGAAAUAUAUGAAAAUAUAAAAGAAAACAAUGAAUCGUUAAAUAAAAUUUCUGAGCAUGUAGGAAGUGUAAACAUAACCGCAAAAGAAGUAUUCAAUAUUUGUAAUAACAAUUCUGAUGAUUUAAAUAAAAUAAAAAAUAAUUUUUUUAUAAUUAAUGAUGAAGAUAUCUAUAAUGAAAAAAAUUCAAAAAUCUCAGAAGAAAUUUAUAAAUUGGAGAAAAAUAAACAAGUUAUAAAAAAUGAUUCUAAAUUACAAACAAACAAUUUUGAGAUAGAUACAAAUAAUGAUAUAGUUGAUGAUAUUUUUAUGACAAAAAAUAUGAUAAGAAAAAAAUACUAUGCUGGUAUACCAGAAGAUUUCAAAGGAUUCUUAUCUAUGCGAAGAACUAUUGAUAUUAUAGACAUAAAUAAUUAUAAUAUAAAUAUUGAUGAAGUUACAAAAAAAAUGAAGGAAGCUGAAAAAAAAUAUUCAAAUAAAUGUGAUAAAAAUGUUUUUUCAAAUAUAUCAACAGAAAUUCUAUUAAAUAAUGGGGAAGUAGAGAUGGAAAAUGUCGAAAAUGUUGAAAAUGGUGAAAAUGAAGUGAUUGUUAUGAAUUACAUUAAAUCUGAAAAUAAAAUAAAUUCAAAAGAAAUAAAUGUUUUAGAAAUGCCUGUGAAUAAUCUAUUUGUUGAUGGAAAAGAUGAAUAUAAGGUAUAUUAUGUAAAUAACGAAGAAAUAAAAAUUCCAUUAUUUAAGGAAAUAAAUAAAGAAGUAUUCGAGAAAUUACCAGUUAAAUUACAAUAUCGAAUAUUACAGGAUAUAAAAGAAGAGUGGUAUGCAGAUAAUAGAUUAAAAGCUAUAAAAUCCAAAGAUGAUAUGGAUAUAUUUUCACAAGUUCAAAUUGAAACAUAUAUUAGAAUGAUUAAAACAGAUUUUGAGAUUGAAAAGUUAAAAAUAAAAAUGGCAGAAAAUAUCCAAAAUGAAAAAUUAGAUGGAGAGUUAAUCAUUAAUACAAAUUUAUCAAAAAAAUUUAACGAGAAUUUAAAUGCUAGAAAUUAUAAUGAUAUUAAAGAUAAUAUUACAAAACGCCCCAAAAAAAAAAGAGGUAAAGAAUCAUUUUUAAAUAAAAUUUUGGGAGGCACAGGAAUACAAAAUUUUGAUGGAGUUUUCGAAAUAGAAGAAGACGAAGAAUUUCCUGAAAUGGAAAGCAUUUCAAAAGAAGUUGAAAUGGGCGAAAUUUCUGACGUGAACACGGUAGAUGCUAGGAGUGAGGAAUUUGAGAAAGUAGAGGCCACCAAAUUGUUAAACGAUUAUAAGGAAAGUUUACUAAUAAAUGAUAAGGAUUUAUUUGGAGAUGAUUUUUUUGCGAUAGAAAAUGAAGAGAUUGGAAACGUUGGUAGAAAUGAUGGGGGUAUUAAACAUAAAGAUAAUAAGAUUGAUGAACAAGAAGCAGAAUCUAUUUCAAAACGGGUUCAGGAUGGAAUCACAGAAGAUUCAUUUUUUGUUAUUGAGGAAACAGAAUUAAAAUCAGAUGAAUUUGUAAAUUUUGAGAUGAACAAAUUAGACGAAACAAAUAAUAAAAAUACAGAAAUAGAAAGGAGUAACCAGUAUAAAGAAAUUAUAAUAGAUGAUAAUGAUGAUUCUGAAAAUGCAAAAGGACAUUCCAACAGUUUGAUAGUUACUCCUUCUGAGCCAGCUAUUGAUGUUUCAUUGUCUGAAUCUUCUUCCUCAAGCUUUGAAUCGAUUGCUCAUGGGAAUGAACCGUUGAACAGUCUUUCCGAUGACGAUGUAAUAGUUUUGCCAAUCAAAAAGGAUAGUGUAAAAGAGGUAGAUAUAAAAGAGGUAGAUAUAAAAGAGGUAGAUGUAAAAGAGGUAGAUGUAAAAGAGGUAGAUGUAAAAGAUGCAGGACAUAGCCAAAAGUUUUUAACUAAAGAGAUAAUGAACAAUAUUCUUAUAAAAAAAAAAAUCGAUUUUAAAAAUGGGGGGGAAGGAGAUUUGCUCGAGAAUUUUUUGAAUAACAAGGAAGUGUUAGAUGCAUUUGGUGAAUCGAGAGUUAUUGAAAAUGAUGAUGUUAUUCAAGGACUGGAAGGAAUAAGUGAAGAUAUGGAUAAAGAAACAAUAGAUAAACAGCUAAAUGAAAAUCAGAAAAAAGGAGAAGAACUAAUGAAAGAAUAUAAAAAAUUGAAAAAUAAUAAUAUUACAAUAAAUGAAGAAAUGAAUGAAGAUAUAAAAUUACUUUUAGAUUUUUUUGGAAUACCAUAUAUACAAGCACCAUGUGAAGCUGAAGCACAAUGUUCAUAUUUAAAUAAUAAUAAUUAUUGUGAUGCAAUAAUAAGUGAUGAUUCAGAUGUUAUAGUGUUUAGCGGAAAAACUAUAAUUAAAAAUUUUUUUAACAAAAAAAAAACAGUAGAAGUAUAUGAAAAAAACUUAAUAGAAAGAAAGUUAGGAUUAUAUCAAGAUGAUUUAAUAAAUAUUUCUAUGUUAUGUGGUUGCGAUUAUACUGUAGGUGUACAUGGAGUUGGUAUUGUUAAUGCUUUAGAAAUUGUUAAAGCGUUUCCCACUUUUGAUGAUUUAAAAAUUUUAAAAGAAAUAGUUUCGAACCCCCUUAGAGACAUAUAUCAAGAAAAUGAUGAAAAUAAUUAUUCUGACGAAAUAAAAAAAUUUUUAAAUACUCAUAGAAAUUAUAAAUUAAAUUGGAUAUUUCCUAAAAAUUUUCCAGAUAAAGAAGUUUAUAAAUGUUUUAAAUAUCCAAAAGUUUGUAAAGAUAUUAAAAAAAUUGAAUGGCAUGCUCCUAAUAUGAAUAAAAUUAUACAUUAUUUAAAUAAAACCACAAAUAUUUCAGAAGAUAAAAUUUUUAAUGUUUUAGAUCCAAUAUUAAAAAAAUACAAUGUCAAAACUCGAAGCUACCAAUUAAGAAUAGAAGAUUUUUUUCCUGUUAUUGAAAAGAAACGAAAAUCUGUUGACGAUUUGAUAAAUACAAUUCGGAGCAAAAAAAAAGAAACUACCCCAAAAAAAGCAACUCCUAAAAAGAAAGUAACUACCCAAAAAAAAACAUCCAAAGAAAAUGGAGAUGAUAAUAGCGAAUGGAGUGAAAAUAGUUUGCAUCAGCUAGAUGUGGUAAAUGAAAUGACUAACCUGAUAGAUGCCAAUCCUUCUGGAAUUGUGAUAUCAAAAAGGAUGUCAAAUGCAUUAAAACACAUUAAAAAGAGAAAAGACACAAUUAAAAAUUCUGCUCCAAAAAAGGGUGCCCGAAAAGGUGUGUAG
Molecule: messenger RNA, 3864 nt
Organism: Plasmodium berghei ANKA
Lineage: Eukaryota; Apicomplexa; Aconoidasida; Haemosporida; Plasmodiidae
Product: DNA repair protein RAD2, putative
Exons: 1
Coding region: 1-3864 (1287 amino acids)
Biological process (GO): nucleotide-excision repair
Cellular component (GO): nucleus
Molecular function (GO): DNA endonuclease activity; single-stranded DNA binding
Source: RefSeq, a predicted model, not a curated record